GUCAUGUGAGAAAGCAGGAAAGCUCGUUUUAAAAUCAUGAAGUAUAUUCGUGCUGCCAUUGGCGUGUUUUUUGAGUAUGACACUCCACGAAUCGUCCACAUAAAAAGCAAGAAGGUUGGUGUGAUAAACCGUUUUAUUCAGCUCUGUAUCAUCGGCUACGUCAUCGGGUAUGCCAUCAUUUUCAAAAAGGGUUAUCAAGACUUUGACAAUGUGCAGAGUGUGGUUACAACAAAAGUCAAGGGAAUUGUCAUGGUAGAUGAAUCAAUUCAUCCUGACAUCCAACGCAUCUGGGAUGUGGCAGACUAUAUUGUACCCCCUCAGGAGAACAAUGCCUUUUUUGUUGUUACAAAUUUGAUUGUCACUCCUUUCCAAUCAAUUGGCAAAUGUCCAGAGGAUAGUUCAAUAAAAGGUUCCAAUUGCACUUCAGACACAGACUGUAAAAAUGGAACAGUACUUCCAGUAGGAAAUGGAGUUCUAACAGGAAAAUGUGAUACUGAUGUAAACACCUGUGAAAUUACUGCCUGGUGUCCAGUAGAAAAUGGGACUUUAAAGGCACCAAAACCAGCAAUUUUGGAGAACUCUAAAGAUUUUACCGUAUUCAUUAAAAAUAACAUAGAAUUUCCAAAAUAUAAUGUCAAAAGGCGUAAUUUACCAGACAAUGUCAGUGAUGAAUAUCUACAGAACUGUAGAUAUGAUGGAGGACCCAACUCAAGAUGUCCAAUUUUUACUCUUCAGUCCAUUGUAGAGGGCGCUAAUAGUGGAUCUUACCGUGAUAUAGCAGUGGAGGGAGGUGUGAUUCAAGUGAAGAUAAAGUGGAACUGUAACUUGGAUUUGUCAGUGGAUGAAUGUCUACCUGAAUACAGCUUCAGGAGAUUGGACAGUAGUACCUACAAAAUAUCUAAGGGAUACAACUUCAGGUAUUCCAAAAAUUUUAAAUUUGAAAAUGGAACAGAAUACAGGACACUUUAUAAAGCCUAUGGAAUAAAGUUUGUGAUUUCUGUGUCCGGUCAGGGGCGCAAAUUUGCACCUGUUCCAUUUUUUACCAAUAUUGGAAGUGGUCUUGCCCUUUUGUCCAUAGCUACAGUCAUUUGUGACAUAGCAGUACUUUAUAUUCUAAAGGCCAGACAUCUUUACAAGGAGAAGAAAUACUUGCAAGUUGUUGGAGAUGAUGCAUAUAAAGGACUUGUGAAUGAAGACGAGAGGUCUAUGCCAAAUUAUCAAGCAACAUCAGACAAUGACCUUUAAAUUGGGUGCUUUUAUCUAG
Molecule: messenger RNA, 1264 nt
Organism: Saccostrea echinata
Lineage: Eukaryota; Metazoa; Mollusca; Bivalvia; Ostreida; Ostreidae
Product: P2X purinoceptor 4-like
Exons: 11
Coding region: 37-1245 (402 amino acids)
Biological process (GO): monoatomic cation transmembrane transport; response to ATP
Cellular component (GO): nuclear inner membrane; plasma membrane
Molecular function (GO): purinergic nucleotide receptor activity; extracellularly ATP-gated monoatomic cation channel activity
Source: RefSeq, a predicted model, not a curated record